This is a messenger RNA of Bactrocera neohumeralis, 1533 nucleotides long. RefSeq names its product arrestin domain-containing protein 3-like. NCBI's taxonomy places the organism in Eukaryota, Metazoa, Arthropoda, Insecta, Diptera, Tephritidae. Gene Ontology annotation, cellular component: cytoplasm. Bases 459 to 1412 code for a protein of 317 amino acids. Gene Ontology annotation, biological process: protein transport. The record is from RefSeq and is a predicted model, not a curated record. The transcript has 5 exons.
UUGACUCUUCUCGAUAGGAUGAAAACUCGGUGAACUGAAAUACAUGAAAAGAGAAGGGGUUGAGGGGACGUUUUUAGACUCACAGUGGCUGCCUUGAGUUAUUGGAUUUUGACUGAAUAUUCUGCUCUCAUAAUAAGGUCCACCAAGUGCAAGUGAAUCCUUGUUAGUGUUAACAGAUUCAUUGACACAUCGGAUGAAAUUCUUGCAGUAUCUUACUUCUAGUAAGCAAGCGAUACACAAAGAAGCACUUAGGCUCAACGCAAUCAUCAUAACAAAUAGUUAGACUAAAAACCGAGUCUAUAAAUUUUUAUACUCGAAUAUUUUUCUUUCUUUUCCCACACUAUAAAAAUAUUUGAAGGCUUAUCAAAACAAAACUGAAAGUCAUUUGAAAAUAAAAUAAAAAAAUGUGUAUGUAUUUAAAUAAUUAAAAUUUUAAGCAUUAGAUAGCAAUUUUCAUAAUGCCCACCUGCGAGUUUACCUUCGAGCGUGAUACGGCGGUGUAUGUGUGUGGUGAAAAGCUAAGCGGCAGUGUGGCGGUAGCAUUCGCAAAGGAGAGAUUACUUGAAGAUAUACGCAUAGACUUCUGUGGUAAGGCUACCGUUAGUUGGGUUGACACAAUGGCGCGCUUUCCAAAGCUCUACUCCGCUGAGGAGACAUAUAUGGAGAUGGAAACAGUCGUUUUUCAAGGCGGUCUACUGAAGCCAAACACAUAUAAUUACAGAUUUAAUUACCUUAUACCAGAUAUAUGUCCGACCACUUGUACGACAGAUAUCGGACGCAUUUACUACGAAUUAUCUUUAAUACUUUCAUUCCAAGACAAGACACACGACAAGACAGAAACGCGUAAAUUUACACACGAAAUACUGGUGGUGCAGGUAUUUAAUAUCGAUAAAGUACCCAAUGCAUUGUUACCAGUCAUACGUAACGAUGAGAUCUUCUUCUGCUGUUGGCCCUGCUCGGCCGGUCCGAUUUCUAUACAUUUGAAGGCAGCAUCGGGCGCCUACAUACCCGGCAACACUAUAAACUUCUCCAUUGAAGUGGCUAAUAUGUCGAAGCGUUGCGAAUUUCGCACACAUAUCACCGCCUCCUUCAUGCAAGUCUACAAAUUCACCACACAAGUGCCGCGUCGUCGCACGCGCUAUAUUUCGUACGUUUUGAGUAGCGUGGAACACCGCAUCAUUGUCAAAACGGAUGACAUCGCUUCGCUGGAUGAGAAAUUCAUCGUACCGCCGCUGCCGCCUUCCACACAGGGUACGCACAUCAUUUCAAUUAAAUACGAGUUACGUCUGGUGACGCGCAUCAGCUAUGUCACACAAUCAAUGUCGGACUUGACAUUGCCCAUACUGAUAGGCACGUCGGCGGAUAUAACACCCGAGCACACAAAUACGCUGAGGAAAAGUAGACGCUUGUAACGACUUUAUGCCAACAAUUAUCUAUGCAAGCUCUGGCACAACCUCUGGUAGAAGAAGCGGUAUUUUCAGGGGUUUGAUCUUCGCUGGCAUUCUUUUGAGGCCCCUCGGUAGCGCUUGGCAG